Molecule: messenger RNA, 670 nt
Organism: Salvia splendens (bonfire salvia)
Lineage: Eukaryota; Viridiplantae; Streptophyta; Magnoliopsida; Lamiales; Lamiaceae
Exons: 2
Coding region: 83-349 (88 amino acids)
Source: RefSeq, a predicted model, not a curated record
CCGGAUCUCAGAAGGCAACGCUUCUCAGCCGAAGCCAGAAAUUUCAGUCUCCACUCACCAAGAAAGUUUGUUUAACGGCAAGAUGGCCGGCGGCGGAGACCACCACCACCACCACGCAGAUGGGGCACACGGCGGAGAUUUCAGGGCCAAAGUGUGGAGCAUGACGGGAGGGGCCAACUGCCGCCCCAAGCACUGGAAGCGCAACACCGCCGUCGCCAUGGCCGGCAUCGUCCUGAUCUGUAUCCCCAUCGCCAUGAAAUCUGCCCAGAUUGAGCAACGUCCACAUCUUCCUGUGCGCCCAAUUCCCUCCCAGAUGUGGUGCAAAAAUUUUGGAAACAAGGACUAUUAGUUCUUUGAAAGAGGAAAAUUCUUUCCCCUCGCAUGGGCAUGUAAUAAGAAAUUACUGGAUUUGUUCAUUUCGUGAUAUUCCGAAAAUCUCAAGUUUCAGAUGCAAACAGAGUUGGCUUGUUUUAGAUUCUAGUUUUAUUUAUGUGAUGUGGAAAGAAAGUGGAAAAUAAAUAACAUUGUUGCUUCGCUUUGUAGAUUGACUAGAUUUCGUGGAAGAAAUUUAAGUCAGUACCCUUCAAUCGAAAUUAAACUCUAUUGUACUGGUAUUGUAUUUUCCUUGUGGGCUGUGGCCUUCCAAUAUAAUGGUCCACUUAUUCAGUGA